Colletotrichum karsti is the source of this 2250-nucleotide messenger RNA. RefSeq names its product subtilase. NCBI's taxonomy places the organism in Eukaryota, Fungi, Ascomycota, Sordariomycetes, Glomerellales, Glomerellaceae. Bases 1 to 2250 code for a protein of 749 amino acids. The record is from RefSeq and is a predicted model, not a curated record. Gene Ontology annotation, biological process: proteolysis. Gene Ontology annotation, molecular function: serine-type endopeptidase activity; tripeptidyl-peptidase activity. The transcript is spliced from 3 exons. Gene Ontology annotation, cellular component: membrane; cell wall; cytosol.
AUGGUUGCUUGGAAGGCCUCCGUUGCGGCUUUUGCCGGCGUCGCGACACUUGCCUCAGCGUCUGUGAAGAGAAAUGAGGUCGUGCCUACCAUCGAGAAGACCACGGUCCCGGGUGCUUUCAUCGUUGAAUUGGCAGACGAUCAGGAUGCCACCAGUCUUCUAAGUAGUCUCCAGUCAGAAGCCGGUCUCUCGAAGGUCUCUCAACGCCUGAGCCUCAACUCCAAGAUCUUCAAAGGUGUCUCCAUUAGCGUCGAAAAUGCGAACAAUGACACCGCAACCAAGAUCGCCGGUCUUCCUCAAGUCAAGCAGCUUUGGCCCGUUCCCCUCAUCUCCGUGCCAAAGCUUGACAUCACCUGGACCGGCAAGGACAAAACUCCAUCAAAGUAUAAGCGCCAGACAAACUCGACCGACGCCUGGCCGCCUCACGUCAUGACCCAAGUCGACAGACUCCGCGCCAAGGGAUUCACAGGCCUAGGCCUGAAGAUCGGCAUCGUCGAUACCGGCAUCGACUACACCCACCCUGCCCUCGGCGGCUGCUUUGGCCCUGGGUGCCUCGUGGAGUAUGGCUCAGACAUCGUCGGCGACGCCUACGACGGCACCAACGCACCUAUCCCCGAUGAUGACCCGUUCGAGGAGUGUCUCGGUCACGGCACACACGUCGCUGGUAUUAUCGCCGCGAUGGAGAACCCGAUGGGCUUCACCGGUGCGAGUCCCGACGUCAAGCUUGGUAUGUACCGCACCUUCGCGUGCAACGGGCAGACGACGGGCGAUGUCCUCAUGGCCGGCGUCAUCAAGGCCUUCGAGGACGGUUCGAAUAUCAUUACCGGAUCCAUCGGUGGGCCGAGUGGAUGGGCCGGAGAGGCCUUUGCUGAAACGGUAUCGAGGAUCGUUGCUUCGGGAGUCCCUUGCACUUUCGCCGCGGGUAACGAGGUCGGCGGCACGGAGGGCCUCUUUGGAAUCAGCACGCCGAGUACCGGUGACGGUGUGAUCUCGGUGUCUUCGUACCAGAGCCAAGGUGCUGACAGUCCGGGGCGAGUCUCCGCUUUCACCAGCUGGGGUCCGACGUUCGAGCUCACUCUAGCCCCGAGUUUUGGUUCUCCGGGAGCCGGCAUUCUCUCGACAUGGCCCGUUGCACUCGGCGAGUAUGCUGAAGCCUCGGGUACUUCGAUGGCGACGCCUCUUGUUGCCAGCAUUGUCGCACUCAUCUCUCAGGCUCGCGGUACCAUGGAUCCGGAUUUGAUCAAGCGACUCCUCGCCUCGACGGCAAAGCCCAACCUCUCGCAGAACUACGGAGUUCCCAACAUCGAAGCUGGCCUCGGGCCUGUUCCGCAGCAGGGAGCCGGCAUGGUGCAAGCCUUCGAUGCCGCCUAUGCGACAUCAGUCAUCAGCGUCGCUGGUCUCUCCUUCAACGACACUGACAAUCUCAUCUCUGAGGCGUCAUUCGGCAUCACCAACGUCGGCGACACUCCGACGACGUACAACGUUUCUCACGUCCCGGCUCUGACGGCGAUUACCCUGUCCGACAUCUACCGCAGCAGCUCCCCCGAUCUAGAGACUGUCUAUGCCAGCCUGACCUUCGAACCAGCGUCUUUCACUCUUGAGCCGAACGCGACGGCCGAAAUCCGUAUCAAUGUGGUGCCGCCGAAGGGUCUGGACGCUGCAUCUCUGCCCGUUUAUUCUGGUUGGGUUGCCUUGAACGGCACCAGCGCCGAUGGUGAAGUCGCUCUGUCGAUCCCGUACAUCGGUGCCGCAGCAUCAAUGAAGAAUGUCACUGUUCUUGCUGCAGAGCGACUCUCUCUCAGCCGAAGUGAUGACCCACGAAACCCAGAAGUCGCAGCCAACACGACCUUCCAGCUCUCUGUUCCGGCCGAGCAUCCCGACUGGGCUGAGCCUCUACUGAAUACCACGGAUCUUGUUCUGCCCGUAGGAGCUUUGCCUGAUCAGUUCGUCUGGUUGGUAAUGGGUAGCGCCGAGGUUCGUCUGGAGGUGGUCCCGCUGGAUGCAAACUCCGACAGUAAGGACAACGGGCUGGGCGUCACUACGCUGGGCAAUGUUGCCGGUUACCCCGUAACGUAUCGCCGACCCAUUGGCUGGAUGAGCCCUUGGGACGGGACACUGGCCGAUGGUUCAUGGGUGCCGGCCGGCCGCUACCGUUUGAGCAUCUUCGCGCUCAAGAUUGCGGGAGAUAGAAGUUUGCCAGAAGGUUGGGAUCGGUACGAUUCGCCAGAGUUUAUCAUUCGGUAUGUGUAG